GAAAGAAAAAAUGUUUGCUUUGAAUGAAUCAUACGUACGUACUUCAGUAAGGUACAAAAACAAAUAGGAAAAGAUGUGAGGCACUUUCAUAGAAUACACGUAUCAUUCGAUCGACUGUUAACCAUUCUGGGCUGGAUAAUUAGAUCAGGAGUGCCUUCAGUGUCGUAGUGGCACGUAUCUGUGAAUUAUAAUGAGUGCCUCGAAGCAGAAUCUGAACCUGAACAAUAGGAGAAUCAAAGACAAUGGCUACAGGAAUAGUUUAGCUUCGACAACGAGAUGCGCCAAUGCCGUGAUGUUUGCGGUUUUGGUCCUCUUGGCAAACAAGCCAAGUUUCUCGCAUGGAUUCUCCCCAAACUUUUCCAUCGCAACGACUUAUCGUGCCGAUACGAAACGUAUCGCGCGCACCAGCAGAGCCGACAAUUCCCACUGCGCAAGCCUGGUCCCGUCAGGAACCGACGCCAACCGAUUCUCCACGAAAGCGUCGAACGACGGCGCAACCAACCGCAACGGCAUUCAGGCAUUGCACGCAAGCAGCACCUCCGAAAACGAGGAUCCACGCAAGACUAACGAGGAAGACACGGGCCAAAAAAUACUGGGACUGGCGGUCCCGGCACUCGGAGCCCUACUGAUCGACCCGCUGCUGACGCUUGCUGACACGGCCUUUGUCGGACGCUUUGCCGAGUCUCCCUACGAGUUGGCGGGGAUGGGAUCCGCCUCGGCCCUCCUCACCUUUGCCUUUUACGUGUUUAAUUUCUUGUGCACCGCGACGACCCCCCUCGUGGCAUCCAGGCGGGCCUCCAAGGACGAAGCGGGAGCCCUCGCGGUGGGAGGCCAGGCCUUGUCGCUCGCCUUUGGACUAGGCAGCGUUCUCGCGGUGUCUCUGAUCCUCUUGCAGGGUCCCUUGCUGAAUCUGAUGGGUGCCGGCGAGGACAACGCCUUUGCCUCGAGUUUUUUGACGAUCCGGUCCCUGGCCGCUCCGGCCGUGUUUUGCAUCUCGGCCUCGACCGGGAUUCUUCGUGGGUACCUCGACACAAAGACCCCCAUCUUUGUGCUCUUUCUGGCAAACGCCGUGAAUUUCGGCCUGGACGUGCUCCUCAUCGCCGUCGGCGGCCUCGGGCCAACGGGAGCCGCGAUUGCCACCACCACGGCGGAGUGGAUCUCCGCCCUGCUGUUUUUGUUGGUUCUGGCGGGAAAAAUUCCGUCCGCCGACGGAGAACUGGGAAGAAAGGAACCCACCGAAGCCGCCGAACAAGCCACGACGCUGGUGGUGGCACCGUCCCUGUCCAUUCCACCCUGGGAAGAGGUCAAGCCACUGAUCGUCGCCUCUUCGGCCGUCUUUGUGCGGUCCCUGGUCCUGCAGCUCUUUCUGACCACCGCCGCGGCGCUGACCACCCGAACGGGGGACACCACCUCCGGCGGGAGCGCCGGGGGGGCGGCCUUUAUCUCUGCCCACCAGAUCGCGAUCCAGCUGUGGAUGCUGUGCUCGUACAUUUCCGACGCCCUCGCGGCCGCGUCCCAGGGCCUCGUGGCCGACGCCCUCGGCCGAGGCGACGCUCCCGCCGCCCGGGACAUUUCCAGGACGGUGUUUGCGUACAGCUCGGUCCUCGGAUUUUUGCUGGCGGGGGCUCUGUACGUUGGCUUUUACUCGACCGAUGUUUUGGUGGAUGGCUUUACGUCGGAUCGGGGAACCCAGGCCGCGCUGCUGGAAAUCGCCUCCCUGCUGGUGGUGUCCCAGCCCCUGAACUCGCUGGUCUUUGCGGCGGACGGGGUCCUCCAGGGGGCCUCGGAGUUCCCCUACCAGGCCAAGAGCAUGGUCGUCAGCGGAGUCGCGGGAUCGGCCUGUUUCCUGGCCCUGCAGUCCACGGGCCAAUCGGACAACCUCUUCAACGUCUGGUCCGCGCUGGUCUGCCUCCAGGCGAUGCGCGGGAUCACCUCGGCGGUGAAGAUCGUGGACGACGAGGGCCCCAUCCGGCUCAACGCCUCGGAGUGAAGGGGGACGCCGAAAUCGGAGGAAACGCAACGAGUCGAACCGACCGUUGCACCGAGCCGGGCCACAAACCAAUCCAUCGGCAUCGCACACGCUAGCUAGACCAAAACACGAUGCCGUUCUUGCCAUAGAAUAGAAUAUUAUAGUAACC
Messenger RNA from Pseudo-nitzschia multistriata, 2138 nucleotides. The record is from the annotation of a GenBank genome assembly. NCBI's taxonomy places the organism in Eukaryota, Bacillariophyta, Bacillariophyceae, Bacillariales, Bacillariaceae.